Molecule: messenger RNA, 571 nt
Organism: Haliotis rubra (blacklip abalone)
Lineage: Eukaryota; Metazoa; Mollusca; Gastropoda; Lepetellida; Haliotidae
Product: fibrinogen-like protein 1
Exons: 3
Source: RefSeq, a predicted model, not a curated record
AUGACGGUUUUUGUGAUGUGGUGCAUGGUUCCCAGCCUGGUAUUCCUGGUUGAUGUCUAUGCUGCGGAUAAACAACCGCAAUGUGAAGCUCAUGAAUAUCGCCGGAUCAAAUUGUUCAAAGAUCACAUUGCCAAAGACCCGCCUAUAUGGGAAAGAGAGGAAUUCUUUGCUGCCAAAUGCGCGAAGCUGUGCUCAAACGACGAGCACUGCGUGUCCUUCUUCCACAACGAGUUUACUGGAUCAUGUCAAGCACAUGCUUUCGCAUACAUGAAUCCGAACAGGUUGACCCGAAACGAUGGAUUCCAGUACUUCAGGUUCUACCCAUGGGGAUUUCGUUUAGCCAACUGCGCAGAAAUCGGAGCCUACUACAACUAUGAACCAUCACAUAACGGAAUCUACACUAUCAGCCAUCCGCAAGGACCAUUUCAGGUCUUCUGUACCUUUCCUCACGACACCAGCAACCACGCUUGGACGGUGAUUCAAAACCGGUACGGUGGGUCGGAAGGAUUCGAUCGCACCUGGGACGAGUACAAAGAAGGAUUCGGCGACCUUAAGAGGGAGUUCUGGUUAG